Molecule: messenger RNA, 1311 nt
Organism: Laccaria bicolor S238N-H82
Lineage: Eukaryota; Fungi; Basidiomycota; Agaricomycetes; Agaricales; Hydnangiaceae
Exons: 9
Coding region: 1-1311 (436 amino acids)
Source: RefSeq, a predicted model, not a curated record
AUGAUUAGUACGGAUAAGAUUACGAGGAAGAAAGGGUUAGGAACACUGAAUCUCGGUGGUGAUGUCGUGCCCGAGACAGCCAGAUAUGGGGGCGAAUGGAUAUCCAUCGUAAAAGCCGCGGCAGCCCCAUCCUCCCAUCCUAUGCGUGUCAAAAUCGCCGCACCCAGCAGAGUUUUUUCUUCUUUGCCGGCAUCAUUCUCUUCGCUCCUGACGUCGUGCCUCCCCUUCCACCCACAAGCAUGCUCCACCCCCAGCGGCAGUUACACCGUCAUUCUUCACACCCGCCCAGCUCUUACUCUCUACCCCUCCUCCCCUCCCAACGAUUGCAAGCGGCAACUACUCCAAAUCGCCAUCCUCCCUAUCACGCUCCUGUUUACGCUCAUAUUCAGCGUCCUCGUCCUCCCCUCCGUCCUCCUCCAACGGGCUAUAGAAGGCGGAGGGCUACGGUUCGGACUAGUAAAAGGGAGACCUACCGAUCGCAAACAAUCCCAGAACCCCUCGACAAGAACUUUACCCCUCAAGAGGGAUGGGAGCGGAAACAGGACAGAGGAAGAAAGAGAAGUCAAAGGAAGAUGCUCCAAAGGCCAGAAAGAAAACGCGAAACGAGACUCUGGCAAGGAACGUCUGUGGAUCAAACACAUUGGAAAAGGCAGAAAACAGACACACCUAGCACACCCAGGCAAAGCACGCACACUCCCCCCUGCUUCAAUACUACCGCCACUAUCCGGCCAGUGGACUCGGUUGUUGUCCUCCCGCCGGCUGUUUCUGCAACCGACAGCAUCGCGAUACGCAUACCCGCUCCUCCUUAUGCUUGUUGAUCCUGAUGGACGUGCACGCGCCUACUACCACUCGUCUUGUCUUCGUGGUGCUGAUGGCGAUGUGAAGAGGGUAUUGUCCAAAUUACCAGUUUCUCGCCCCAACCCAGCCUUCAAAAUACUAUCCGCUCUGGAACUGCCAUGCUAUACUAUUGGACACCACCAACAACCAUCGCCGAUUGACGCACCCAGCACUCCUCCUCUCUUCUUCGGACCUCGUAUCACCAACCGACAAGACAUCAACGAUGUAUCAGGAUGUUACGGACGGCCCGCAUAUAAGCGAGUUAUCGCCCCUCUUUCACCUGCGCUACGAGGGGUUGACGUUCUACCUUAUGCACAUUUAUACCUCCCUCCAAAACGCAUCAAUUUCAGAUGGUCUUGUCCGCUUUUGACAGAGCUAUCUACGUGUGCCUCUCUUGCCCACCUUGACUGUCUCACUUUGAUGCGCCCCGCGUUCGCCUACGUCCAAGCUGGUUGUGGAGCACAGACAAAUUAA